This is a messenger RNA of Neltuma alba, 3761 nucleotides long. Its product is annotated as probable disease resistance protein At5g66900. The record is from RefSeq and is a predicted model, not a curated record. NCBI's taxonomy places the organism in Eukaryota, Viridiplantae, Streptophyta, Magnoliopsida, Fabales, Fabaceae. The transcript is spliced from 5 exons. Gene Ontology annotation, molecular function: ADP binding. Bases 80 to 2485 code for a protein of 801 amino acids.
GUCGGGAAUUUCUCUAUAAUAUUUCCUAGGCAAAGAGAAGAUUUUACACCGGCUGUGAUUUUGCGAAUCGGGUGAACUCAUGGCAGAAACGGUCAUAGAAUUUCUACUCGACGAACUGCUGAGCAAGGUUUUGGAGGCGAAGGACAGGGCAAUUCAGUUCAGACCCACCCUUGAACGCAUGGCCACCACCCUCAGGUCAAUAAAACCAGUGAUCGAAGAGAUAAAACAAUACAACAGGCAACUAGAUCGGUCAGAGGAUGAAACAAAGAAGUUAAUUGAAGAUGUGAAGAAUGGGGAAAAGCUUGUUCUCAAGUGCUCAAAAAUCCAGUGGUGGGAAUGCUGCUAUAGGCCCCAAUACCAGGAGCAACUUGAAGAUUUGGAUCAGUCACUUGUCAGGUUCUUUCAAGUUGAUAUGCCAGUUCAGACGGCGAGGGAUGUGAAGGAGACGCUGGUAGAGGUGAGAGGCAUUCAUAUGGAGAUUAAGAAACUGAAUGCGGUUGCGAGAAAUGAAAGGGGCCUGUGCUCGGCUCCCGAGCCCCCAACAUUCACAGUUGGAUUGGAUGUUCAUGUUGGGGAAUUGAAGGUGCGGCUACUCCAGGAUGACGUGUCAGCGAUCGUGGUCACCGGCUCGCCGGGUUCUGGGAAGACCACAUUGGCCAAAAAGUUCUGUUGGGAUGCUAAUGUCAGAGGUAAAUUCAAGGACAAUAUCUUCUUUGUCAAAUUCUCGGAGACGCCAAAUUUGAACGCUAUCGUACAGAAACUUUAUCAACACAAUGGUCGCUCAGUGUCCGAGCCUCAAAAUGAUGAAGAAGCGAUUGACCUAUUGAAACUUUUGCUAAAGCAAAUUGGGGAAAAUCCUACACUGUUGGUUCUGGACGAUGUUUGGGAUAGAUCGGAAUCUCUUGUUGAUAAUUUUCGCAUGCAGCUGCCGGAAUAUAAGAUUUUAGUGACUUCCAGAUUCGCAAUUCGAAGAUUCGGCACCCCCUAUUGCUUGAGACCCCUUGGUAAUGAGGAUGCUGUGAAGCUUUUCCGCGACUCCGCAGAACUGAGGGAGAGCCGUUUUGAUGUUCCUGAUCAUAUUGUGAGAGAGAUAGUCCAAGGCUGCAGUGGUUCUCCAAUGGUGCUAAAUGCGAUUGGCAGGUCACUCUGUGGGCAGGAUGCUGUGGUAUGGCAAAGCAGGGCAACAGAAUUGUCGAAGGGUCGCCCGAUUUUUGAAUCUAAUGAAAAUCUGCUCGCUUUUCUCCAAAAAAGCUUCGAUGUCUUGGACACUAAGUCAGUAAUUAAGGAGCGUUUCAUGGACCUAGCUUUAUUUCCUGAAGGCCAGAAGAUUCCUGCAGCUUCUCUUGUUGAUAUGUGGGUGGAAUUGUAUGGAGAAGAUGACGUAAAUGCAAUGGAGAAAAUUUAUGAACUGGCCACCCGUAACAUGGUUGAAAUUGUCGUAAGGAAAUUUCCAAGUGGCACAGGUAACUUCAGUAGCCACUUUGUCAAUCGGCAUGAUCUUUUUCAGGAGCUAGCUAUCCAUCAAAGGCAAAUUAGCCAGGAGCCACUGGAAAAGAGGAAAACACUGAUUAUUGACAUAACUGCAAACGAACUUCCCCAGUGGUGGACUGACCAAAAAGAGUAUCAUAUAGCUGCCCGCGUAUUAUCUAUAUCAACUGAUGAAUUAUUCUCUUCUGAUUGGUGUAACUUGAUACCAACUGAAGUUGAGGUUCUAGUUUUGAACUUUCGAGGGAAGAAGUACACCAUACCAAGGUUCAUAGAGAAAAUGAAUAAACUAAAAGUUCUGUUAAUCACAAAUUAUGGUUUCCACCCUGCUGCUGAGUUAGAGAAUUUAGAACUGCUUAAUUUGUUGCCCAAUGUUAAAAGAAUUAGACUGGAGCGUGUAUUGAUCCCCUCCCUCGUUGAGAAAAGAGUGCACUUGAAGAAUCUUCAGAAACUGUCUCUGUUUAUGUGCAAUGUGAAUGAAGCUUUCGAAAAUUGUUCCGUCCCUGUUUCAGAUAUGAUGCCAAACUUGGUGGAACUGAACAUUGACUACUGUAAUAUGGUGGAAUUGCCAGUUGGGUUGUGUGGUUUUGUCUUCUUAAAGAAGCUUAGUAUUACCAGUUGCCACAAGCUUUCCGCACUUCCUGAAGAAAUUGGAAAGUUGGUCAAUUUGGAAUUGCUAAGGGUUAGUUCUUGUUCUGAUUUAACAGAGUUUCCGGACUCAGUUUCCAGCCUUCAAAAGCUAAAAUUUCUUGAUAUGUCUUACUGCAUAAGCCUCAGUAGAUUACCAGAUCAUAUGGGUAAGUUACUUAAUUUGAAAGAGCUCUACAUCACGCGUUGCUCGAGAUUAUGUGAGCUGCCACCCACAAUCAUUAACCUUACGGGGCUAAGAGUUGUGGUGUGCGAUGAAGAUGUGGCUGCUUUAUGGGAACCUUGCAAAACCAUCUUUACUGAUCUGCAUGUAGAGGUGAACCAAGCUGAUUUUAGCCUGGAAUGGCUUUGAAAUUUCAUUGCCAAUAAAUGCGCUUUCUGGCCAGGGGCAACAUAUUGGAGCGGGAAUGAAGAUAUGGAAUGAAAAUGAGAAGAUAUGUGCAACGUAACUUAUGCUUCUGUGGUUUAACUAUCAGGGGACAUAAAGAAAUAGAUGCUGCCUACUUGUAUGGCUAUUGUGCAAUUGAAAAUGGACAUGAAGAGAAAGUCAUAAAAUUUUGGGCUUGAUGAUAAAUUUGUACUGAGAUAGUGUUUGUGAAGAAAGAUGGCGUGGUUGAAAGUUAUUACAAUCAAGUUUGGAGAGAGUGAUUUCUUUUGUAAUUUCAAGAUAAGUGGUUUCUAUCUUCAUCCGUUCUAAUCUCCUUUAUUCUUCGUUGAAAGUUGUUACAAUUAAGUUUGGAGAGAUUGAUUUCUUUUGUAAUUUCAAGGUAAGUGGUUUCUAUCUUCAUCCGUUCUAAUCUCCUUUAUUCUUCGUUGAAAGUUGUUACAAUUAAGUUUGGAGAGAUUGAUUUCUUUUAUAAUUUGAAGGUAAAUGGUUUCUAUCUUCAUCCGUUCUAAUCUCCUUUAUUCUUCGUGUCGUCCACGACAAGGUGGACAAGUUCCAUUCCCUCAAGUAUAAUAUAAGCGAAAUUCCCCUGCAUUUCUUAUGACUUUUAUUAACACUCGGAAUUUUUCCAUGGACUAUCGCCAGGGUCUUCGAUGGGAAGCAAGAUGAAAAGAAGAAACUUUAUCCGGAUUCGUCUGUCGUGAAUCAUGACUUUGAUAUCCUGAAUUUUUCCAUUGAUCUUAUCUUUGCAAUUAUGGAAUUUACUGGAUUAUAUUUUUUUGGUGGUUAAAGCAGAACUAGACUUUCCGUAACACCGGGAUGCAUUUUCAUUUUCAUAUUAUAAUCUCAUUAGCCGCUGUUUUUCAUUUGUUUGUUUGUUUCUGGAGUCAAGACUCGAGGAUCGAGAUAUCUGUGGCUUGUGAAACCAGGUCCUUGGACUCUCUCAGCCAUUUUGUUGUUAGUAUCUUGGAAAACCGUAAAUGUGUAUUCACGCAGGCGCGCAGCAUUUGCGAGGUUGACAUGUUGCCCUUUUCCUUUGAUCGUCUCCGGCGGGCAGAUGGAAGUAGAAAACGAGAUAUUUCCGGGGUUCUUUCAUCGAUCUCUCUAUUCAAUCCGAUCCAACGUCUGGACAGAGGCAGAUUCUUAUUCUUUGCCAAUCAGAGCAAGGUUAAAAGCCCGUAUUUUGAUUCUUCCGCCUAACUACACGGAAAUUUCCAAGACUUUACCAGCGCGCUGUUUGUCA